AUGAAAAAUACCGAAAAUGAUCUGUACUUCAAUCAUCUAUACAAGGAGGAAAUUUCUCAUCACUUAAUGCCUAGCAGUACAGGAAACAAUCUUUAGGAAUUAGUUUGCAAGAUUCCUGUGAAGUCAGAGAAUUAGAAUAAAUAUAUCGGGGAUAACUAGAUUCUAAAGAUAGUCACAAGAGUAGGUUCAGAGGAUUAAGCAAAAGAGUUCACUAAAUUAACCUCAUCAAUUGGUAACCAAUUAAUUGCUCCAUUACUUGGAAAAUGCUUUCACCUAAAAGAAGAUAUAUGGCUCUAUAAAUUUUGCAUUGGUGAAUCUGUAGAUCAAUAUCACGUUGAAGCAAAUGGAACAAUAUCUGAAGAAUUUAGCUUGGGAAUGUCAGACCUGGCAAAAGACACCAAUCAAGCAAUGAUAGAGCAAUUAAUUGAAGAGGAUCCUGAAUCAGAGACCUUUGAUAUGCUAUUAAAUCCUGACAUUCCUUACUUAACUAUCGACAAAGAAAGUGGGAUAAUCUUAAGGUUCUAUAAUGUACCAAUUGAUCAAUAGAUGAUGAACAGAAAAUCAGAUAUAAUAGGCAUCCCAAUAAAGAAAGGAGAUUAAUACGUGUUAGAGAGAAGAAAUGUGGUUGAGUGUGUCAAUGAUAACACAGUCAUUAUUGACUAACCUUUUUCUCAUCACUAAAAUCUAUCUGAUUACAUUUUUGACUUCAAAAAUAUAAUAGUUGAAGGAGGAAAGGAUAGUGAUCAUCUUACUAGGCAAGUAAGGCAUUAGCACAUCAAGUCAUUUGGCCUUGAAAUAAUAAACCAGAAAUUAGUCUUUUGCAAAAAAUGCAGAUUCACUUUGAAUUAUGAACCUGGAGAUGCAUUAGUUUAUGAAUACUUAUCAAAGACUUAUACUGCAAAAAUUAUAAGAGUACUUGAGGAUAAUUUGAUGGAAAUAGAAAAUUAAGAGUAUCUAAGUGAGCAACCAAUUAUAGUGACCUUAGAUUAUUUUGUUAUGAAAAAAUUAGCUGGGCUCUAAAUAGAUUGGAAAUCUUUGAGUACAAAUAAUGGAUCACUAGAAAUAAAAAUAGAGGGAUCAAGACUUAUAUCCAAAGAGUAAAGUCUAAUAGGAAAAUUGAAUAUUGGUGAUAUGAUAUUCUUUGAAGUUUUUGCUGAAAAAGAUCCAAAACAGCAAAUAAAAGAUCGCAAAACUUCUGGACCUAUAUUCAAGAUUACUGAAAUUAUUGAUAACGGGUUUAGUGCUGGUAUUGAAUUGCUCUAAGGUAGUAACAUACAAAUACAUCAACUAUCAUCUGAAUUUACCAGUAAAGUAUUAUUAGGGACUCCAAAUAAUGAGGGUAUUUCUCACACGAAAUUAUAAAGCCUGUCAUCGGGUUAUCUUCUUUCAAAUAUAAGAUUUGAUUAAAAUAGAAAAAUUGACUAGCAAUACUUUAAGACAUAGCAUAUUCUAAAUUAAUAAGGAGUCUUUGUUUUCAAAAUGCAAUAAAAUCAAAGAAUUCAGGAUAAAAAGUUGAGGUUAGUAAUGUAAAAUCUAAAUAUAAAUUCUGAUUCAACAAGCACUGAUGACCAUAAUCCAAUAGUAGAAUUUGUCUACAACUCUAAGUAUGGAUUACUGAUCAAUGGCCAGUAAAUGAACAAGGGAUUUGAUAACAUCACUCACCUAUAUUUUAUCAUGGACACUAAUGAUACACUUUACUUUGCAGAUAAUGCUACAAACUUUGCAAGCAUUUAUCAUUCAAUAGUAAUACCAGGUUUGAGUAAGAUGAGACUUCAGAUGUUAUUUGAUUCUAAAUAUUCAGAUUCAAUAGAUAUUUCAGAGCUUCGAGUGAUUUAAAGACUUCCCUUGAAAUUGUAAAAGCAACUUUCCUUCUUCACACAGGUGGCUCCAAACACCUAAACAGCUUAUCAUGUUGAUCAUUAUACUAAUGGUACUAUGUGUGCUGUCAAUAACAAACCAAGACAAGUUACGAUAUUUUACUACUGUGAUUACUUUGGAAAUAAUGAGGCUCAGAUUAAUGAACUAAGUGAGCCAGAUUGGUGCACUUAUCAUGUCAAAAUUUUGACUAAGUAUAUGUGUGGUAAAUGGGCAUCUAACAUAAAAGGUGCUGUUGAGGAGAUAGGCAGGAUCUAAAAUAAGACUAAAAUUAAGUGUUAAACGAGAUAACUUAAUAAUGAUGAUAAUUACCAUGACUCAGUUUAUUCUUCAAAAAAUAAUAUGGAUUAAGGAGUAGCUGAAGAUUAGAAAAUAAAAUAGAAAGCUGAUUUGUGA
Molecule: messenger RNA, 2271 nt
Organism: Stylonychia lemnae
Lineage: Eukaryota; Ciliophora; Spirotrichea; Sporadotrichida; Oxytrichidae
Source: the annotation of a GenBank genome assembly